CAUUUCUGAUCCUGCUGCAGUCUGAGGAGAAAAUGGAGGCUCAUUUCAUCAUAUUUACCCUCUUUCUCCGUCUUCUCUGAACCUCUCGGCGGCUCCGACGCGCUCUUCGGCCGAGAAACGGACUUUAAAAAGUUGUCUCGUGUCGGGAUUUACUCUCCAAAUCUGAGUUAUUCUUGCUUCUUCUAUCACAUGGCGAAGAUUGGCAGCAUCAUGGUUUGGCUCCGCGGCGCCCUCGUGACCGGCUGCAUUUCCUGGAAUAAGCUGGAACCUGAGCCUUGAAAGCCACACCAUGGACUGCCUGUAGUACCACACCUCGCCGUCAUCCAGCCCACCAGCAUCUGCAGGAAUCAGACACACACACAGAGACACAACAACAUCAGGGACACGCAGGAGGACUCCCAAAUCUGUGCCUCCAAUCUGUGCUGCGGCAGACUCUGCACUAUUUAGGUCAGCCAGCUUGAGCGGGAUCUUUUUGGAGGGUGCAGGGGAGCGAGUGCCAGCUUGUGUGUGUGUUUCGCUUUUAGAGUAGGUGCCUGCCCUGGGCACCGAGGCCAUGAGGCCCAAGACUUUCCCCGCGGCCCCGUAUGUGGGCAACACGCGCCAGCGGCUCCAGGAGAUCAAGGAGGGUCUGAAGCAGCCGGCCAAGCUGGUGAGCCAGGCCCUGCACGGGGGCAGCUCCCGCUCAGAGGGCGGCAGAGCGGCCGACUGCAAGAGCGGGAAAGACACGGCCAGCCGCCAACAGCAGCUCCGACCCCCGCAGAAGUUCAACAACUACCAGAAUGCCUUGCGGGAAAUCCGCAAGUCCCUCAUGCCUUUUGCCAAUGAGUCGGGCCCGUCUUCAGGGUCAGGACACCCUGCAGGAGCCGGGGAGGUCAACCGGCAGAUGCUGCAGGAGCUCGUCAACGCCGGCUGCGACCAGGAGAUGGCAGUGCGGGCGCUGAAGCAGACAGGAAGCAGAAACAUUGAAGCGGCCUUAGAGUACAUCAGCAAAAUGGGUUACCUCGACCCUCGCAAUGAGUUCAUCGUCCGUGUCAUCAAACAGACCUCACCAGGAAAAGCCGGCAUGCCAAACUCAAUGGACCACCGACCUGCACUCGAGGCUCCGGGCGAGGCGGGCGCCAUGCCUCCGUACCACCAGAUGGGGGCCCCCAUGUACGAGGGGGCUGGCGGAUACGGCCCUGAGGGUGAGAUGCCUCGACCCUACAUGGGUGCUCCGCCCGUUAUGAACUACAUGAUGCCCCCAUCUGGUGCGCCACAGGGCCCCGCCAUGGGGAACCCGAUGGGGCGACCUCCCAGUAUGGGCACCUAUCCACCAGUGAUGGCCUCCCAGAGCAACCCAGCCAACCCCAUGUACCCUCCAGGGGCCCAGCAGAAGGGCUACCCCGGCAGCAUGGAGCAGCACGGGCCCAUGAUGAGCUACAACGUCCCCGGCCAGCCUCUGCAGCUCCAGCCGCAGCCGCCGGGGGGCCCCGUCCCCGGCCCCCACUAUGACUACGGCCACGCCAGGCCGCACAUGAUGGAGCCCGCAGGCUACGGAGUCAAGAGGACCGCCUCCUUCCAGAACAAGAUGGCACCGCCCCCCAUGGCGCCCCCCGACAACUACGUCAACAUGCAGGGGAAAGGCGCCAUGGGGCAGAACGGUCCAGGAGGCGCAGGAGGAGGUUACCCCGGGAAUCUGUACCUCCCUCCUCAUUCUCACCCGCGCCAGGCCAGCCCCACCUCCCACCAGGUCCACAUGAUGUCACGCUCCCCCGGCGCGGUCGCAGCCAUGGGCCCCGACUUCUCAGACAUGCCACAGGGGUUGAUGACGCCAUCCAGGGCCAGCCUCAACCUGGACCUUUAUGAGCACCACUGGGCGGGGCCUCCAGGGCCUGAAGGGGCCCCACAAGCGAGACAGCCCCAGCCCCAGGGCCCGUUCAGGGGGGAGGUUCGUGUCCCCAGCAGAACCAACUCCUUCAACAGUCGCUCUGCGGGGCCCAACGGUGUCCGACCUGCGAUGGCAGCGCCCCCCACAGCGGGAAAACAGGACCCCUCCCUGGGCCCCCCGAACACCAUCACGGCUGUAACGUCCCCGCCCAUCCAGCAGCCGGUCAAGAGCAUCCGCGUGAUGAGGCCGGAGCCCAAAACAGCUGUAGGGCCGUGUCACCCGAGCUGGAUGGCGGCUCAGGCUCAGGACGCCGCGGAGCCGCUGGCUUACAUGCCAGAGGAGACGUACUCUCUGGAGCCGGCUCAGGAGCCGCGCUGCCCUCCACCACCUUACCCCAAAAACCUGCUCAUGUCGGGGGCGGAGGAGGGAGCCGGAGUCAUCUGCGGAGCUCAGGAGCUCAACACCCCCGCCACCAGGAGCACACACGGCGGCAGCGGAGGGAGCGGAAAAGGCGAGGAGAGCCAGCAGGUGAAAGAGAAAACGAAGAUGAGCAAGGGAGAGAAAACGGUGAAAGACAAGAAGCAGAUCCAGACGUCUCCUGUCCCGGUGAGGAAGAACGGACGAGAUGAGGAGAAGAGAGAGUCGCGCAUCAAGACGUACUCGCCUUUCGCUUUCAAGUUCUACAUGGAGCAGCACAUAGAGAACGUGAUGAAGACCCACCAGCAGAAACUGAACCGCAGACUGCAGCUGGAACAAGAGAUGUCCAAGGCCGGCCUGUCGGAGGCAGAGCAGGAGCAGAUGAGGAAGAUGCUGAACCAGAAAGAGUCCAACUACAACAGGCUACGCCGAGCCAAAAUGGACAAGUCCAUGUUUGUCAAAAUCAAGACACUGGGCAUUGGUGCAUUUGGUGAAGUGUGUCUCACACGUAAAGUGGACACGGGUGCACUUUAUGCCAUGAAAACACUGCGCAAGAAAGACGUCCUCAACCGCAACCAGGUCGCCCACGUGAAAGCAGAGCGUGACAUCCUGGCGGAGGCGGACAACGAGUGGGUGGUGCGUCUCUACUACUCUUUCCAGGACCGAGACAGUCUCUACUUCGUCAUGGACUACAUCCCCGGAGGAGACAUGAUGAGUCUGCUCAUCCGAAUGGGCGUCUUCCCCGAACCUCUGGCGCGCUUCUACGUGGCGGAGCUGACGCUGGCCAUCGAGAGCGUCCACAAGAUGGGCUUCAUCCACCGCGACAUCAAGCCCGACAACAUCCUCAUCGACCUGGACGGACACAUCAAGCUGACGGACUUCGGUCUGUGCACGGGCUUCCGCUGGACGCACAACUCCAAGUACUACCAGAAAGGGAGUCACGUCAGACAGGACAGCAUGGAGCCCAGUGACUUCUGGGACGACGUGUCUAACUGUCGCUGUGGCGACCGACUGAUGACGUUGGAGCAGCGCGCCAACAGGCAGCACCAGCGCUGCCUGGCUCACUCCCUGGUGGGAACACCGAAUUACAUCGCGCCAGAGGUGCUGCUGCGCAAAGGUUACACCCAGCUGUGUGACUGGUGGAGUGUGGGAGUGAUCCUGUUUGAGAUGCUGGUGGGACAGCCGCCCUUCCUGGCCCCGACACCUACAGAGACUCAGAUUAAGGUCAUUAACUGGGAGAGCACACUGCAAGUGCCCCCCCAGGUCAAACUGAGCCCCGAGGCCGUCGACAUCAUCGGCCGUCUCUGCUGCUCUGCCGAGGACCGUCUGGGUGCCAACGGCGCCGGCGAGAUCAAGGCUCACCCCUUCUUCACCCAGAUGGACUUCUCCAGCAAUCUGAGGCAGCAGCCGGCCCCCUACCGGCCCAAGAUCGCCCACCCAAUGGACACGUCCAACUUUGACCCCGUGGAGGAGGAGGGCGGCCCCGGGGCGUGGAGCGACAGCGGGGACAGCACUCGAGCCUUGGACACCCUCUGCUCCCCGCACGGGAAGCACCCGGAGCACGCCUUCUACGAGUUCACCUUCCGCAGAUUCUUCGACGACAACGGCUGCCCCUUCCGCUACCCGAAACCGCUCGAGGCCAGCGAGGUGUCGCUGAGCAUGGGCCCGGAAGAGGAGGACGAACAGGAAGAGGAGGAGGAGGAGGAAGAGGAGGAUGAAGAGGAGGAGGGAGAGCAGGGGGAGGGAUGUGAGCCGGUGUAUGUGUAGAGCUGCAGACUGUGUGUGUCUGUUACUGCCGAUUUAACGCUCAUUGUUCACCUCGUGACCCUCCCAUCUCCCGCUGCUCUCUUCCUGUGUGUGUAUGUGUGUGUGUGUGUGUGUAGAGGUGUGCAUGCUACACAGGCGUGUGCAUAUCUGAUGUGUGUGAUUGUAAAGUUGCAGGAGCAGGACUGAUGAAUAUCGCCACCUUGUGGAAUCUAAAGCGCGUCCACUUCAAAUCCAAAACUCCCCUGAUCUGGGACCAAGAGACAAUAUUCUGCGUGUGACUGAGAGCAUCGAGGGUGAAACGGUCAGAAACUGUGCAGGCGGAGAGGAGAACGCUCUCGGGAAUGUAAGGAUGUCUGGAUCACAGGCAAGAUGUCUAAUUCGAGGACUGCCUCUUGCUGGUUUCUUGUCCCAUUCCUUCCACCCUUGUGUCUUACGGACGACUGAAACGCCUUUGUGGUGAUCCUCUGAAGCAGGAGCUACUUCCUGUUCUACCCGAGCUGCUUUACACUCAAAUAUCAGACACGGCAAUGUGAAGAGUGGAGUUUACUCUUUGA
Molecule: messenger RNA, 4605 nt
Organism: Plectropomus leopardus (leopard coralgrouper)
Lineage: Eukaryota; Metazoa; Chordata; Actinopteri; Perciformes; Serranidae
Gene: lats2
Product: large tumor suppressor kinase 2
Biological process (GO): G1/S transition of mitotic cell cycle; regulation of organ growth; positive regulation of apoptotic process
Cellular component (GO): spindle pole; nucleus
Molecular function (GO): protein binding; protein serine/threonine kinase activity; ATP binding
Source: RefSeq, a predicted model, not a curated record